This is a messenger RNA of Penicillium lagena, 303 nucleotides long. RefSeq lists its product as uncharacterized. Lineage: Eukaryota; Fungi; Ascomycota; Eurotiomycetes; Eurotiales; Aspergillaceae. The record is from RefSeq and is a predicted model, not a curated record. The transcript has a single exon. Bases 1 to 303 code for a protein of 100 amino acids.
AUGCCCAGCUGCCAGAGAUCGCAGGGAAGGAUCUGUGUCUUCCCACGCCCUUCUAUCAAACAUAACCAUGAUCGGUGUCCCUGCCAAGCACUCCCGCAUCUUGGCAACAGCCGCCGAACGGCAAUUCCGGAGAUUUGUGAGACUGCAUGUGGGGGCUGCCCCCACGAUGCCCGGGGAGCGGACUCGGCCAACAACGGCCGUCCGUCCGCCGGAGCCAAGACACUAAGCAACGCGUUUUUCAGCGUCGCCGUCGAUGGCGGUGUGUCGGGAAAGGCGGCGUCAGGGUCUGAGGGGCUUCGAUAG